CCGGAAGUCCACGUCCAUCAACUUCCCGUGUCACGGGGUAUCUGGGAGACGAAGAGAAAAAGCGGGCACACGGACAUCUGUGUUGUUUUCUGCCGCCGUGCACCGUCUCAGCACCUCCACAUUUGGCUUAUAAAGCCGCAGAGCUGCACGCAGAGGGCCUGCGACCCGCCGGGAUCCGCAUUCGGCUCGGAAAAGGCUCAUUCAUUCACUCGUUUGUGCUCGCUAAGCUACCUAGCUGAGCGGCUAACCCAGGCCCGUUCUGUUAGCCAGUUAGCAGCAUUAGCACGCUAACCCAUGCGUUUUCUUUCUCUGUGAUUCUCUCCGUUAUCGCGUUGUAAACAAAUACUGUGACGCUGGUGUGUAUGCCGGUCGGCAGUUUUUGCUAAUUGUGUCGGUAAGCGAGCAGCUUAUUGAAGCUAACUCCCCGAAGCUCCAUCAGUGAAGCGCUUUUAAAAGUCUACUUGACUUUGUUGCUAGCUGCUAGCCGCUAGCCGCCGACUGAACAACGCAGAGCCCGAGAGCCGAGCAGCUCCUCCGCCCGCCGAGAGAUGUCGGACUUCGACGAAUUCGAGAGACAGCUGUCCGAAAAUAAACAAGCUGAACGGGACAAAGAGAACCGCCACCACCGCCGGUCCUCGUCCCGCAGUCGCAGCAGAGAGAGGAAGAGGAGGAGCAGAGACCGCGACAGACGCAGCCGAGACCGCCGAGGGGACAGUAAGGAGCGCAGACACAGACGCAGCUCACCAUCCAGCUACCCCCAGGACAAUGCUGGAAGCCGCUCUCCUCACCGUGAGAAGAAGAAGAAGGUGAAGAAGUACUGGGACGUCCCUCCUCCUGGUUUUGAACACAUCACGCCCAUGCAGUACAAAGCCAUGCAAGCUGCAGGCCAGAUCCCAGCCACAGCCCUCCUGCCCACCAUGACCCCUGAUGGCCUGGCUGUUACUCCCACACCUGUACCUGUAGUGGGCAGUCAGAUGACCCGGCAGGCCCGCCGCCUCUACGUGGGAAACAUCCCCUUUGGUAUCACAGAGGAGUCGAUGAUGGACUUCUUCAAUGCCCAGAUGCGUUUGGGUGGUCUUACUCAGGCCCCUGGAAACCCUGUCCUCGCAGUACAGAUCAACCAGGACAAGAACUUUGCCUUCCUCGAGUUCCGCUCAGUGGAUGAAACGACGCAGGCCAUGGCCUUCGACGGCAUCAUCUUUCAGGGCCAGAGCCUGAAGAUCCGCCGCCCCCACGACUACCAGCCGCUGCCCGGCAUGAGCGAGAACCCCAGUGUCUAUGUGCCUGGUACACAGACAAUUAAUGGCGUGGUGUCCACCGUGGUGCCCGACUCGGCUCACAAGCUCUUCAUCGGCGGUUUGCCCAACUACCUGAACGACGACCAGGUGAAGGAGCUGCUGACGUCGUUCGGUCCUCUGAAGGCCUUCAACCUGGUGAAGGACAGCGCUACAGGCCUCUCCAAGGGUUACGCCUUCUGUGAAUACGUCGACGUCAACCUCAACGACCAGGCUAUCGCUGGACUGAACGGCAUGCAGCUGGGAGACAAGAAGCUCCUGGUGCAGAGAGCCAGCGUGGGCUCCAAGAACGCCACCCUGACCAGUAUAAACCAGACCCCGGUGACGCUGCAGGUCCCGGGCCUGAACAGCUCCGUCACCCAGAUGGGCGGCCUUCCCACCGAGGUGCUCUGCCUGAUGAACAUGGUGGCGCCCGAAGAGCUGCUGGACGAUGAGGAGUACGAGGAGAUCGUGGAGGACGUCCGGGACGAGUGCAGCAAGUACGGCCAGGUGAAGAGCAUCGAGAUCCCGCGACCCGUGGACGGCCUGGAAGUACCCGGAACCGGCAAGAUCUUUGUGGAGUUCACGUCGGUGUUCGACUCCCAGAAGGCCAUGCAGGGUCUGACAGGACGGAAGUUUGCCAACAGGGUGGUGGUGACCAAAUACUGCGAUCCAGACGCCUACCACCGCCGGGACUUCUGGUAGAGGAGGCCCCAGGAGAUGUGGGAGGGGGGUGGGAGUGAUGGGGUUGGGUGGUUCAUCGCCGCCCGUUUCCAAACCGAAUCCAGAUCCGACGUUUGUCCGGAUCCGCUGGGGGCUCGGUUUGGAGGCCGGCGGCGAUGUUUGAGAAAUGUGUGAAAUAACGGGCGGGGGAGGGCGACGACUUUUCUACUUUGUGAGAUGUUGUUCUGGGGAGGGACGGGGGAGGGGAGCCGGCCGGAGGUUUGUAUUUAAACGGAGGGAGAGCGUUAGCAGAUGGAGGGCAUUUCUGUUGUAGAUACUCGGUAGCUGUAACAUCCACUGGGGUUAGAGGAGGAGAACCUUCUGGAUUCUUUCUGUCCCUUCCUUCCUUCCUUCCUUCUUUCCUUCCCUCCUUCCUUCCUUCCUUCCUUCGACCGGUCGGACUCUCUCUGAAUGUCGGCUGUAAUCGUUCUGAUUCUGUGUGUAGCUUCACUGAUUAAUCUCACCGUGUGUUCAGGCCACAGAGCAACAGGAAACGUUCUUUUUCUACCUUCUGUAACCUUUUGUUUCCAUCUUUUGUUUUAAAUUAAACGCCCCGAUUUAAAUUCAGAGGAGAGGGUUCAUCUCUUCUUUACCAACGAGCCUUAACGUUUGGACAAAUUCGGCCUGCCGCCCCUCGGUUCUGUCUCUCCGUGUGUCUCAUACUUUGCCGUUUUGUUCUCCGGUCGUCUUUUUUUUUUCUCGUGCAACGUCUCACCUCUUUGACCAGACCAAAUAAAACUCGCCACUAACACCCUGCAGAGGAAUCUCGCUGCACAUCGCUAGUUCCUGUCUACGGAAAUGUCGCUUUUUUUGUAGAAUCUGACGAAUAAACGGAACCCUGCGGAGUCAAACGCUGGCGCUGUCCUGGUUUUCUGUCUCCUGUUUUCAUGCUUAUUUUUUACAUUUUUACUGAACUGUCGGGUCUAAAAUGUUGAAAUUGGUGCAUUUUUUGAGGAAAAUGCAGCUUCUGUCCCACACAGUAGUUUUCUGCAUCGGCUGUUCUACCAAAAUUCUUAUUAGGAACAAUUUAGAGUUUGUUUGUUUUUUUUGUUUUUUUUUGUUUUUUUUUUUUUGGGGGGGGGCUACACCUUUAAUUCCAAGCAGUAAAAUGUGACAAAAAUAACAUGAAAAUAGUUAAAAUUCAUCCAUAACCUGUCAUUUUACUGAGUUUUUUUCUCUUGUUUGUCAUUUCUAGCCAUAAGAAACCUGUUGGUCAAAUAAAAAUUCACUAUAAAUCCAAAUCUGACUCUGGAAGGAACAAUUUUGGAUCCGUUUUUCAAACUAUAAGUACAAUUUCAAACAGUAUGACUAACUGUGGACAGUAAAAUGUGAGAAAACCCACAUAGAAAUGGGUUAAAAUCCAUCUUUAUACUGUGUUUAGUCACUUGCUUUUCAUUUCUAGCCAGAGUAAACCUGUUGAUUGAAUAAAAACUCACUUUUAAUCUAAAUUUGGCAUCAGGAGGAACAAUUUGGGUCUUUAUUGCAACUAGAAAUGUAAAAAAUACACAAUUAAAUAGUACAAAUCCAUCAGUAAUGUCUCAUUGUACUGUUUCUCUCCAUGUCAUUUCCAUGUAGAAUAAACCUGUUGAUUAAAGAAAAACUCGUAAAUUUGACAAGAAGAGGCACAAUUUUGGGUCUUUUGCAACUAGAAAUGUAAAAAUACACAAAUGGUACAAAUCCAUCAGUAACGUCUCAGUUUUUUCCACUUGUUUUUGUCAUUUCCAGUCAGAAUAAACCUGUUUCGUUCAUUAAAAAUCCACCAUAAAUGUAAAUUUGGCUCAAGAAAGAAUAAUUUUAGAGCUUUUCUGCGACUAGAACUGACCUGAGAACGGCUGCAUUUUCUCAAAAAUUGACAAUUUCACUAGCUAUGCGUAAUUUUGGACGUGAUAUUUUAGUAAAAAUGCGAAAAAAUAAAAUCUUUAUUUUUCUUUUGUCGUUCCAUUAAACGUCUUUUUAAAGAUUCAUGACGUCGUCCUGCAGAGAAAUCUCGCUGAAAUCGGUGGUUUGUCCACAGAACCGUCGUUUUUUUUUUUUUUUUUUUUUUUUAGUAGAAUUUGACGCCCAGAUGUUGGAUUCUUCAUCCUGAGGACCAGAUGUUCUUCCACUCUCUGAGACCUGAAGGAGACGUGUCGCUGAAAACACUUCCUGGAGAAAACAAACCUGCUUUUUCCGUUUCUUUUUCUCUAUCGGGGAUAAAAUGUGAUUCGUUCAAACCCUGAAGGCCACCGCUAGUUUCUGAACGCAGAAGCAGUCUUUCAUUUGUCCCAUUUGUUUUCAAAUGUUGAUUAAAAACUGAAUUUACACGA
Molecule: messenger RNA, 4303 nt
Organism: Acanthochromis polyacanthus (spiny chromis)
Lineage: Eukaryota; Metazoa; Chordata; Actinopteri; Pomacentridae
Gene: u2af2a
Product: U2 small nuclear RNA auxiliary factor 2a
Exons: 12
Coding region: 549-1979 (476 amino acids)
Biological process (GO): mRNA processing
Cellular component (GO): U2-type prespliceosome; commitment complex; U2AF complex
Molecular function (GO): poly-pyrimidine tract binding; pre-mRNA 3'-splice site binding
Source: RefSeq, a predicted model, not a curated record